CAGCUGAAGGCGGUGGGCAUGGAUCCGGACAUUUCCCUCUUGGUCCAGUGCCCGGUCGCGGGUGAGCUGACACAGGCCCAGGUCCGAGUGGAGAUCUCCUCUGAAUGCAACCGCCGGGUCCUGCGGGGUCACGAGCAGAAGAUCGCCCACAUCUGGCAGCAGAGGAAGCAGGAGAAGCCCUGGCUCUUCAACGGGGCCAAGUUCCGCGUUCACUCGGCGACGCUGGAGGGCGAGAGGCUGCUGCUGCGGCUGGGCCUGACCUGCUACCGGGACUACCUGGGGACGAACUGGGCCCCGGAGGCCCAGCUCCUGCAGGAGCAGGGGGCGACGGACUACAGUGACAGUCAGGCCUACCUGGCGGAGCCCCUGGGAGUCGGGGCCAUGGUGCACACAGCUGACGACUGCUUUGUGUUCCUGAGGAGGAGCGAGCUGGUCGCCGAGGCGGCUGGUCAGGUGGACAUUCCAGGUGGCCACCCAGAACCCAAGGCGGCUGCAAAAGGAGUUCCAGAAGAAUCCAUUCAGCCGAGGCACUUGUCCGGGGAGCUGGUUGUUCAGGAGAUAUUUUCCUCCAUUUUGGGCGAGAUCCGUGAUGAGGUAAACAUUCCUCUGGAAAGCUUAAGCAGGCCGCUGCUGCUGGGGAUCGCCAGGAACAACAGGAGCGCCGGACGGCCCAGUGCAGAAUUUUAUGUCAGGUGUAAGCUGACAUCGGAAGAGGUGCGGGAGCGUUAUCGCAUGGGGGGUCCUGAGGCUCAUGAAUCGACCAGCAUCAUCUUCAUCCAGCGAGAGGACGUCUUGAAGCUGGAAGAUGCCGCGGAAGGUUGGCGAGAGCUGUGCCCCUCGGCCAAGGGUGGCGUAAAACUCUACUCGCUCGUGCACCCCCGAAUGUCUUGAGUCUGCGGCGAACGGGCACGAGAAACGUUGAGCGCCAACGAUAUAGCCGCGCCCUACGGCCAUGGAGAAGAGCAGGAAGGAAGGGUUAAUAUUUCAGGGGGAGGUGGGAUUCCCAAAGCCCUAAUCUGUCAGCACCUCUCUCUCUCUCUCUCUCCCCCGAUCGGGGUGGGUGUCUUCGGACCCUUUGCUCUGGCCAGGCGCCUGGGUGGGUUUACUUUGGAUUGU
Molecule: messenger RNA, 1116 nt
Organism: Carcharodon carcharias (great white shark)
Lineage: Eukaryota; Metazoa; Chordata; Chondrichthyes; Lamniformes; Lamnidae
Gene: nudt22
Product: nudix (nucleoside diphosphate linked moiety X)-type motif 22
Exons: 5
Coding region: 19-891 (290 amino acids)
Molecular function (GO): GDP-mannose hydrolase activity
Source: RefSeq, a predicted model, not a curated record